This is a messenger RNA of Pieris macdunnoughi, 5844 nucleotides long. The record is from the annotation of a GenBank genome assembly. Lineage: Eukaryota; Metazoa; Arthropoda; Insecta; Lepidoptera; Pieridae.
AUGAAAGAGGAGCGUUUUUUCCCCUUGGCCCCUCCAAAAAUAGAUGCAAGAAGUUGUGUCACGUGCGACAAAGUUCUAGACGAGUUAGAAAAAAUAGAUGAUGACACGGACUCCUUUGGCGUAGACUUCGUGAAGAUCAAUGAUAAGAGGCUGGCGAAACAGCAUGGCAUCACGAAAUUCCCCGCCCUCACGUACUUCCGUGAGAAGGAACCGAUCAUUUACGAAGGAGAUCUUAUGGAUGAAGAGAGCGUUUUGGAUUUCCUGACGAGCUUAGAAGCAAUGGACCUUCCAGACAGGAUAGAGGAAGUCAAUCAAAAAAUCCUCGGAAAAAUCGUCGAGGACACUGAAUACGUAGCUGUGCUCUUUUGUCCCGAUCACAAAAAUUGCGGCCCGAUGAACAAUAAGCCUGAAUGUAAGAAAUGUGCAAAAGCACUUCAGGAGCUAGAAAAUAUUGAUGAUGAAGCAGAUCAGCUCGGUAUAGGCUUUGUAAAGAUCCACGACGAGGAACUUGCCGAAGAAUACAGUCUUGGAGAAUUGCCAAGACUUGUGUACUACAGGCAUCAGAUACCUAUUAUCUACGAAGGUGAACUAAGCCGCGAAGAAGAUGUGCUGGAAUGGCUCAUUGCGAACAAAUCGACUGGGGACGAAGAAGAUGUGAUCGAGGAUGUUACAGCGAAAACCCUUAAUACUCUUAUAGGAAAUGUAGAUAACUUAGUAGUUCUUUUCUAUGAUCAUGGUGAUGAGGAAUCCAUGACAGUUUUAGAAGAAUUAGAGAAAAUAGAUGAUGAUUGCGACCGCCACGGUAUCCAGUUUGUAAAGAUCGAUGACAAAAAAGCAGCAAAAGAAUUCGGCAUUGACGAUGUUCCCUCGAUAGUCUACUUCGAGAAACAAAUCCCCAAUGUUUAUGACGGUGACCUUGAAAAUGAGGAUGAAAUGUUAGAAUGGCUGGUUGGUCAGUUAGAAAAGGAUGAAAUAGAAGACGUAACCGAUGAAAUGUUAGACCGUCUCAUCAAAGAUGGCAAAACAGUUGCUGUUCUAUUCUAUGACAACAACGAUCGAAAAUCUCAAAAAGUAUUAGCCGAAUUGGAAAACAUUGAUGAUGAAUGUGACCAAUUAGGUGUUGCAUUUGUAAAAAUUGACAAUGACGAGGAAGCAAAGGAGUACGGCAUUGAAAAAUUACCAACGUUGCUAUACUUCGAGAAGGGAAUACCAACUUACUAUGAAGGCAAUUUGGAAGAGGAAGAAAAAGUAUUGGCUUGGCUUAAGCACCAAACGGAGAGUGACGAAAUUGAAGACAUUACUGAUGAAAUGCUGGAUUUGAUGAUCGAAAAAAUGCCAUAUGUUGCCGUUUUAUUCUAUGACAAAGACCAAAAGAAAAGCCAAAAGAUCUUGGCCGAGUUAGAAAACAUUGAUGACGAAUGUGACCAAAACGACAUUGCGUUCGUGAAAAUCGAUGACGAUAAAGAAGCUAAAGAAUAUGGAAUUGAAACAAUUCCAACCAUGGUCUUAUUUGAAAAGGGUAUUCCUCAUGUAUAUGAGGGUGAUCUUAUGAAGGAAGAAGAACUUUUAGGAUGGUUGAUUCAUCAGAAACGUCACAGUGAAAUUCCCGAAGUAACAGAUGAAAUGAUGGACAAACUUAUAGACAGUGCUAAGUACUUAGCUGUUAUUUUCUAUGAUAAAGAGGACAAACAAGAUAUAAGAAUAUUGAACGAACUGGAAAACAUUGAUGAUGAAUUGGAGAAAGAAGGAAUUGUUAUAGUCAGGAUGGACAAUGAUGAGGAAGCAAAGGAAUUCGGUAUUGAUCACCUCCCUACUUUAGUAUAUUUUGAAGAUAACAUCCCGGCUAUUUACGAAGGGGAUCUGAUGAACGAAGAUGAAGUAUUAGCAUGGUUGAUUGAACAGAAAAACACCGCAACCAUUGAGGAGGUUACUGACGAAAUUCUAACAGAUCUCAUUGAAGAGCAUGAAUAUGUUGUCGUCUAUUUCAGCGGAAACUGCGAAGAAGGUGAAGAAUGUGAUAACAUCUUGGAGGAGCUUGAGAACAUUGAUGACGAAUUGGAUGAAACGGGAAUAAUAUUUGUGACCACUGAAGAUACGUCGUUAGCUAAAAAAUAUGGAAUCAAAUCUUUCCCAGCAUUAGUAUUCUUCAGGAAUAAGGAACCUCUAAUAUUUAAGGGUGACAUAGAGGACGAGGACGAGGUCCUUGCAUGGCUCACAGAUGAAGACACUUUGGAAAUUCCAGGAAAAAUUGAAGAAGUUAAUUCCCGGAUGUUGGAAAAAAUUUUAGAGGAAAACGACCAUGUUGUAGUUUUCUUCUAUAAGGAAAGUGAUAAAAAAUCACAGAAAAUUUUAAGCGAGUUAGAAAAUAUUGACGAUGAAUGUGAAGAAGAAAAUAUUGAUUUUAUUAAAACAUCCGAUGAAGGCGUUGAGAAGGAAUAUGAUUUGCCAGGCUUACCAGCAUUAGCUUUCUACCGACACAAAUUCAGAACGAUCUAUGAGGGUGAUCUGAUGCACGAAGAAGCCAUUCUAAAAUGGGUUUUGGAUCUUCAACACUCACAGCCAGAAGUCAUCGAAAAUGUAGACAGAAAAACGUUAAAAGACCUCAUUAAUGAUGUUGAGCAUUUAGCCGUAUUCUUCUAUAACGAUGACUGUGAUACCUGUGAUGAGAUUUUAGAAGAAUUAGAAACAAUUGAUGAUGACACCGACAAACAUGGAAUACAGUUUGUGAAAUCUAAAGAUUCUAAGCUUGCGUCCGAUAUUGGUAUAUUUAGUUUUCCAGCGUUGGUAUACUAUGAGACUGGAGUACCAAUCAUGUAUGAUGGUAACUUAAAGAACGAAAAUAAGGUUCUCCAGUGGCUAAUAGAUCAAAAAAGAGCCGUUUCAAGCAAACUCGUCAAAGGUGGCAAGAGUAAAAGGCAACAAAAUAGGAAUACACGGUUCCGCAAUAAUGAUGAUGAUGACGAUGACGACAAUGAUGACGAUGACAAUGACGAUAAUAGCGACGAUGACGAUAUUAAUAAUAGGUUUAAAAAGCUUUCGAAACUACCUGAUAAAUUAAAAAGGAUAGUGAGUUCCAAUUCCAGAUUAAGUUCUUCGAAAUCUUAUUCUCCUAAAAACAGAGUAAGUGUAAAUGGUGACGAUGAUGAUGACGACGAAGACGAUGACGACGAAGACGAUGACGACAAUGACGAUGACGACGACGACGAAGAAGAUGAUGAUGAUGAUGAUGAAGACGAUGACGACGAUGACGACGAUGAUGAAGAUGAUAAAGACCAUGACGAUAGUGACAACGACGAGGAUGAUGACGACGACGACGAUGAUGACGAUGACGAGGACGAUGAUGAAGAUGAAGAAAGUAAUUCAAAUAGCCUAAAAACCGCCUUUGCAGGCGAUCGCUGUUUCUACAUUGGAUUGGGGGCGAAACCGGCUGUGCCAAAAGUGACAUACGAACCAUACCAGUGCUGUCCCACUAAAGUACAAAGUCCGACGAAAGUAGCCAAGGCGACCCCGACCAAAGUUCCGGCGAAGAAGCUUGGAAAGGAUAAACCAGUGUUACCAGAGAAACCUACUAAGGGAAAGAAUAAAGCACUUGCCAGGCCAGAAAAAGGCAAAGGAAAAAAAGGUAAUCUUUUUGACGAAAACGAAGUUCUGGAAUGGAUGGUUAAACAAAAAGAAGAUGAAAGCAUCGAAGAAAUAAACAGAGACAAACUAUUUAAAUACAUUGAAACAAAGGAAUUUUUGGCAGUUGUUUUCUAUAAAGAAGAGGAUCCCGGCAGCCCAAGAAUUUUAAGACACGUUGAAUUAAUUGAUGAUGAAGCUGCUGAAUAUGGAAUAAAAAUUGUAAAAUGCAGCGAUCGUCUAAUGGCUAAGAAAUAUGGAUUUCGAAAUCCACCUGGAAUAACAUACUUCAGGAAAACGAAGGCUAUUAAUUACGAUGGCGAUAUGGAUGACGAGGAAGAAAUUUUGGAUUGGUUAACGAAUCCUGAAAAUAUGGAACUGACUGAUCAUAUCGAGAAAGUGAACAAAAAGAUGUUUCAGAAAAUAAGACAAACGUCGGAUUAUGUCGCCGUAUUCUUUUACAGUAAUGACUGCAAACAGUGUCCCCGAGUGCUGGCUGAGAUCGAACACAUAGAUGAUGAUGCGGAUGGAGCAGGGAUCAACUUUGUGAAGAUUGACGAUAGACAGAUGGCCAAAGAAUUCGGGGUAUUCGCAUUACCAGCAGUUCUCUUUUUCAAAAUGGGUUCCAAAGAUCCUGUUAUAUACGCAGGGGAUUUAUAUGAUGAACAACAACUAUUGAGUUGGCUUCUUGUCCAAAAAAAUCCUGCAGGAGAUGUUAUAGAAGCGCUCGAGGGUCAGGAACUAUUAGAUUUAAUUGAAGACUCAUCUUCGAUAGCUGUUUAUUUCUGGAACAAAACUUUAUGUGAACUGUGUCAUGCGAAAUCUACAGCAAAGAACACUAAAAAGAAAUUUACCAAAGACCCCGACGAGGCUGAAUUACCAGAGAUAGAGGAUUCAUUGGACUGUGAGCAAUGUACUGGAAUUUUGGAGGAAUUGGAAAAUAUAGAUGACGAUUGCGACAGACAUGGAAUUAAAUUUGUUAAAACUCAAGAUUAUUCUAUUGCGGAGUCGUUUGGAGCGACCGACUUUCCAGUGUUGGUUUACUUUGAAAAUGGCAUUCCCAAUGUCUAUGAAGGAUCAUUAGCGGAAGAGGAGGAAGUAUUGCAGUGGUUGAUAACUCAGAAAACUGAAGAUCGCAUUGAACUGAUAACACGUGUUAUGCUAGAGAAAAUGGUGGAUGAAACUCAAUAUUUAGCCGUCUAUUUCUAUAAAUUAAAUUGCCAUAUUUGUGAUCACAUAUUAGAAGAGCUGGAGAAUAUAGAUGACGAAUGUGACGUAUAUGGUAUACAUAUGGUCAAAAUUCAAGAUCCACAAUUGGCAAAAAGAUAUUCAAUCAAGACAUUCCCUGCAAUGGUAUAUUUCAGAAACGGCAAUCCACUACUUUUUGAAGGCGAUUUACAAAAUGAGGAAUCAAUACUGGAAUGGUUGAUUGACGACGAAAAUCGUGAACUAGCUGAUGAAAUAGAAUCUGUCAAUGAACGAAUGUUGGAGAGAUUAUUAUAUGAGUCUCAUUUACUGGCUGUUUUCUUCUACGAUGACGAAGACUGUCCAGAAUGCCAAGAAAUUCUGGAAGCAUUGGAACAAAUAGACGGUGAAGUGGAUCAAUUCGGUAUUGAUUUUGUGAAAAUUGCAAGCGCAGAGGCAGCCGCACAAUAUAACAUCAUAAAUAUUCCGUCUUUGGUGUAUUUCCGCAAGAGGGUUCCGAUGCCAUACGAUGGAGACUUGCAUCAAGUAGAUAGAGUACUCCAAUGGCUGACGUCUCAAGAAGUUUUUGAAAUCAAAAACGAAAUUGAAGAGGUUAACCGGAAAAUGCUGGAUAAACUUCUAGAGGAGAACGAGUUUUUGGCGGUUUAUUUCUAUGAAAACUCAGCGGAAAGCCGAAUUGUCCUGGACAAACUGGAGAACAUUGACAGCGAAACUGAUAAUUUAGACAUCACAUUUGUGAAGAUGCACGACCCACGUUAUGCUCGCAAAUGGGGCGUGACUAAACUACCCGCUAUCGUAUACUUUAGGAAACGGUUCCCGAGUAUUUACAGGGGUGACGUUAUGGCCGAAGAAGAGGUUUUGGAAUGGCUGCGGAAGAACAGAUUCCGGCAGCCGGAACUAAAUAUAUUUAUGUACGCAUUGAUAGCUUUAUCGAUAGCUUUUGUCAUGUACACAGCUUUCCUGCUUCAAUGCUUUAAGCCAUCUCCAACGCCCACCACACAACAUCCAAAACAGGCGUGA